Messenger RNA from Juglans microcarpa x Juglans regia, 1818 nucleotides. Its product is annotated as metal tolerance protein C4. Gene Ontology annotation, molecular function: monoatomic cation transmembrane transporter activity. The transcript is spliced from 14 exons. Gene Ontology annotation, cellular component: membrane. Gene Ontology annotation, biological process: zinc ion transport; transmembrane transport. Bases 193 to 1611 code for a protein of 472 amino acids. Lineage: Eukaryota; Viridiplantae; Streptophyta; Magnoliopsida; Fagales; Juglandaceae. The record is from RefSeq and is a predicted model, not a curated record.
AAAAAAUAAAGUGAACAAAGAAAGAGGAGAUUGGAGGGGAAAUGCAUGCGCGGCGAAGCAGGGAUAUACUGGUAGGGCGAGAAGAUUCUCUGAAAUGGCAUCUUCCUCCUCUAUGCCUGCAAACACACUCAAUCUUUCUCUUUUAUUUAUUUAAAAAUUUUGAAAUGGAAUAGUAGGAAAUACCAACAAGCCAUGCGGAGAAAAGCGGAGCCUUGCCUUCUCCUUCGCUCUUACCUCCGCCGUUGCUCCUCCCACCAACUGCAAAACCACCCUUCCUUGCGCUCCUUUGGCUCUCUUCGCACUCUCCCCUAUUUUCCACUCUUUCAACCCUCCCACCACGAAAACCGCGAUCCUAGUCAAAGUCUCACUCACAGCAAGAGCUAUAACUCCAAGUUUGGUUCCUUUGUUCAGCUACUCUCUCCUCAUUCUCCGGUUGCGGGUUCCUCCGAACGCUUCGUUCUAUUGGGAUUGGUUUCUUUGGACGGCCUUCACCGUCAUCAUUACCAUCGGUACUCCUCCCAUCGCAAUUUUUUUACAAGGGCUAAGCAAGUGAAGAAGAUCAACACCGCAGAUGAACACAGUCAGCGAGCAGUCACGACUGCACUGUGGUGCAACUUCCUUGUAUUUUCUCUGAAGUUUGGUGUCUGGCUAUCAACCUCUAGCCAUGUUAUGCUGGCUGAAGUUGUGCACUCGGUUGCAGAUUUUGCUAAUCAGGUACUUCUUGCUUAUGGUCUGAGUAGUUCAAGACGUGCACCAGAUGCUCUACAUCCUUAUGGCUAUUCCAAGGAAAGAUUUGUUUGGUCUUUGAUAUCUGCUGUCGGUAUCUUUUGUCUUGGUUCUGGAGCUACAAUUGUUCAUGGCUUUCAAAACUUAUGGACUUCACAGCCCCCUGAACAUAUUUUGUAUGCAGCUCUAGUGAUUGGGGGUUCUUUUGUCAUUGAAGGUGUUUCUCUGAUUGUUGCCAUACAAGCUGUCAAGAAAGGUGCAGCUGCAGAGGGAAUGAAAGUGAGAGACUACAUCUGGCGAGGUCAUGAUCCUACAUCUGUUGCAGUCAUGACAGAGGAUGGUGCUGCAGUUACUGGCCUUGCCAUUGCAGGAGCAUCAUUGAUUGCAGUGAAUACCACAGGAAAUGCUAUCUAUGACCCCAUAGGUUCAAUAAUAGUUGGCAACCUACUUGGAAUGGUGGCUAUCUUUCUCAUCCAGAGGAAUCGGCAUGCUUUAAUUGGUAGAGCAAUCGAUGACCAUGAUAUGGAGAAGGUUUUGCAUUUCUUGAAAAAUGACCCGGUUGUAGAUGCUCUAUAUGAUUGCAAAAGUGAGGUUAUUGGACCUGGAUUCUUUAGAUUUAAGGCUGAAAUAGACUUCAAUGGAGUAAGGGUGGUGCAAAAUUACAUAAAUAGGACUGGACGUGUUGAGUGGGCCAGACAGUUUCGUGAAGCUGCGAAGGGAAAGGAUGAUACUGCAUUGCUCAAGAUCAUGUCAAAUUAUGGUGAGGAAGUGGUUACAGCUCUAGGAAGUGAAGUUGAUAGGCUAGAAAUGGAGAUCCAGGAGCUUGUACCCGGUAUUCGGCACGUGGAUAUUGAAGCCCAUAAUCCUACUGGCCCAUCCCCGUGAUCGACCCAUUUCUAUACUGGGGCUGUGUUCUUUGUGCAUCCUUCUUCAUAUGAUUGUCAAUAAUUUUGAUAGGAAACUCUGAAUAUAUCAAAUAACAAUCAAGUUUGGAGACCAUGUACAAUGUUAUAUAUCCGGAAAUGAGGACUGUCUCACAACGCUAAAGCAUGCCAUAUGUUAAUAAUAAACAUUAUAUAUCUACCGUUUAUU